AUGCGACUUCAGAGUUUUUGAAUAAGAGUUGUGAUUUUUGCCUGAAUUGCUAGUCAAUCAAUUUCAACUGAAGUUAUCAUCAUUCAACGUGACAGAAUCAGCAAAUCCACCUCCUGGGAUGAAACAAUUCUAAUCAAUUUUCUUCAAAAUUCCAGUGUUCAAAUUGACUGGCACAUUUGCCCUUUUAUGUUAGCUUAUGAAUGCAUUGAGUUUUAUCCCAAUUCAUAUAUAUUGUUAGAUCUUUCUCAAGAAAUAACUUCUCAGCUUUCAAUAUCCCAGAUAUGCAAAGAAUUUAAAAAAGUUCACCUAAUUGUCCAAGAAGAUUUUAAAUAUUAUGAUGAUUGAACUUAUUCUGUAAUUUCUUCAAAAAAUCAAAGAUUAAAUGCAUUUUUUAGAGUUUUAGAACAUUAUAGCUGAGAUAAAGGAGCAAUUUUCACAAAUGGGCUUAAUAAAGACAUAUUUUUAGAUUUUUCGACAGAAUUUGAAAUUUUGACAAUAAAAUCAAAAACUGAUAUUGAAGAUUUAGUAAUGAGAGUUGUCCCCGCGCUAGGAUCAACUCUUUAUUAUAUUUUUACUGAGCCUUAUCAGUCCAUCUCCAUACAAAAUUAUAUAACAGAGGCAAAUUUAUUAUCAAGUGGGAAUGGAAUUAUUUUAAAUCAACAAAGUGGGUACAAUUGCACGACAGAAGGAGCAUUAAUUAUCACUGAUAUGGGUUCGGAAAAUGCUGUCUCUGAAGAAUUAUACUUAAAAUCUUCAAUUUUAAAUAUGCUUACUAUUUCGGCUUUAAAUUGGUCCAAAAUAUCGGUAAAUUACUUUUAUAAUAAUUUUUUUUGAAUAGGUUUAAUCAAGAAAGCACGUUUAAAAUGCUAUUUAAACUGCUCGUACACUAAAUAGAUUAAUUUUUGAAUUUAUUUUUCAUAAAAUUAAAUUGAAAUUUUACUUUUUUAUUUUUACAAUUUCUUUAUAGAUAUAGGGAGCUAGUGAACUUGGAAAAUCAGAAAAUUCUAUUGAAGCAAUUAACACGUUAAGAUCCAAUUGGCCAUCUGCUCCAUUUCAUUUGAUUGAAACAUUUUGAUAUGUGGCAUUUCCUCAGGUAUUUUUGGUCGAAUCUUUUUUUCCUCAUAAUAAAUAUUAAUGGUUUUUGCCAAGGAAAUGGAGAAAAAAUGUACAACCAAAAGUCCGAUACAAAAAAACAGUUCUUAUCUAAUGACUCAUAAUUUAGGCCAUCCCAUUAUAGUCAAACUAAUUUUUUCCUUAUCAAUAUACAGAAUAGUAAAAGAGUAGUUAUAGGAUCAAUUGAAAAUGGGCAAUUUGCCUUAAACAGCAGUGCAAUUUUUCCUGGAAAUUUUAAAUCUAUUCCAAAAUCAGAUAAAAAAGUUUUAAGACUUAGCAUUGAAGCUGGGACUACAAAUCCAAAUUCUUCCCCAUCAACAGUUGGGGCUAUAGCUUCCAGAGGGUCUUAUUUAGCUGUAGAUUACAUAAAUUCAGAUAUCUCUGGAAUUUUAAGCAAUUUCCAGCUUGAAAUGUUAACCUAUGACUGUGGUGUUACUGUUUAUAAUGCGGCUUUUGCUGAGAAUUGUUUUAAAAAAGAUUUCGAUGAGUUAGGACUAGCCCAUGUUGUUUCUUAUGCAUCAGCCAUGGCUCUUGGAGUUUUAAAGUUAUUCAGCUCUUUGAAUUGGACUAUUCCAAUGAUAGGAAUUAAUUCUGAUUCUUCUUUUAAAUCACCUUUUAAAAGAUAGACAGAACAAGUAGAUACCAGCCCUAGGGAAGUGCAUUCAGUUCUUCUAGAAGUGCAAAGCAAGUUUUGCCUGAUCAGAACACCAUGGGAGGCUUUCUAGUUCCAAGAUGACAGACCGAAAGCGCAAAGUAAAGGCCUGAAGAAGGUAAGAUAGUCUAGAAGGAGACAUUGGGCGCUUCCUCCUUACUCUGAGUGCUACCAAUAUUAAGGGGGUCCAAUUCCGCAGGGUUAUACCCGUGCAUUGUCGGUGUCUCCCUGAGAGAGACUGCUGAUUCUGGCCAUUUUUGGCAGUGUGACUCCGGUGCUUAACGUCACCUUGAGUCUGAAGGUUGAAAUCAUUACUAGAGACCCGCUAUAAAUAACUUAAUUUUAUUUUUUAAUUCAACUGCAUUAUUCCCAUGGUAUCAAAGGGUUUGGCCUUCAGCUUCAUUUACAUACCCUUUAAUUGCUGUUUUAUUCAGAUCUCUAGGGUGGCAAAAAGCAGCUAUUUUAUACCAAAACGAUACCUGGGGUCGGAGUGGCUAUUACUAUUUCAAGGUAGGUACAAGCUCCCAUGAUAUAAACCUAGUUAACCCAGAAGACUCAAGAGCGAUUCCUGCAGGACUUGAUAGACCUGGAAUUAAAAACUAUACAAAAAUAAUUCAAGGGGUAAUCGAUUCUCAAGCAAGGCUUGUGAUUUUUAUCAUACAAAUCCCAUUAGUUCUAUACGUAUUAGAGGUUUUUUAUGAUUUAGGUCUGAGAAAAGGUGAUAUAUUUAUAUUUACUGCUGUCCCAGACACUUUAGCUAAUAUUUUGACCAAUGAUGAUUUUUUAUAUAAAAGACUAGAAAUAGGAGUCCCUAUGAUGACAUUUCUAGGUGAACAGUGAGUUGGAAACUUUGGCCAAAGUCUUUAUUCACAAAUGCGGCAAAAAUAUAGUAUAAUAAAUACCUGAUGAUAGUGCUCAAUGUACCAUCAUCGAGCAAAACCAGAAAAGGGCUCCACACGUGGAACCCAUUUACCGUGUGGAGCCCUUUUCUGGUGUUGGCCGAUGAUGACGCAUUGAGCGCCAUCAUCAGGCAACUUGUAUAAUACAGCCCCAAGCUCAUAUGCAUGUCAUUAUUUUGACAUAAUUUAUUUAAUAGGCCAUGCUCUGGAUUUCAUGAUAAACCGAGGACAGGAUUAUACAAAUCCUUAUAAGCUUGAAAAAGUUAUAAGAAUUACACAAUUUGUGGGCUGUUCUGGAAGUGUGGAAUUAGAAAAAGAUAAUAAUGAUAGGUUUUUUUCAACAUUGGAUGUAAUUGCAAACAAAAUUGAUGUAAAUGGAAGUGUUGUAAAAUAUCUUGUAGGAGAAGUUAAGCCUGUCAGUACUAAGAUUUUACAUAUUAUUAAUCCACUUAUUUAUCCUGAUGGAACUGCAAUCAAGCCAGCAGAUUUAAGAAAUCAAGAUAGCGAAUGUCCUUUUCCUGAUAAAGAGAUAAAAUCUUUUACCAAUGGAAAAAUUCUUGUUUUUUGCAUUUGCUUUACUGUUGCUUUAAUAUCUAUGGUGAUUACUUUUAUUAUAUGAAAAAGAUGAUGGAAUAUCCCAGUCGAAGAACUUAUUGAAAAAAAAGAAAUUUCUUUUGAGGACGCAAUUGUUGGUGCUACGAUUGGAAUAGAGUUUUUCCAAUUUGCCUCAAUGGGGCCUAACAUCUCAGAAUUAAGCUUAACUUUAGGUAACUUCAGCAAUAUUCUAAUUUUAGAAUUGACAAAUAUUAUAAAACUCAAAAAUGGAGUGUUUUGGAUUAUCGUUGAUGCUGUCUAUGGGUUAAUUUUGGCAUGGAUAUCUAUGUGCAUUGUAACUAUUUUCCGCUUAGAUGAAAAAUACUCGAAAUUUUGAAUUUUUUGGGCUAUAAAUUGGCUUUCUGAUUUUUUGAUGCCCAUUUUAGGAAAUUUAUGUUUUAUUCCUUUUAUUUCAAUUUGUCUUGAUAUAUUUGUUUGUGAUCAUUCAAUAGGAGAAAAUUUCACAGACAGUUUUCUAUCAUAUGACUGCUAUUAUUUCUGCUGGAAAGAUGAGCAUCUAGUAUACGCAAUUUUAUCUAUUUUUGCCUUACUUUGUUAUGCACCCCUUGCAGUUUUUUGUAGACCUCUUUGGCAAGAAUUGCAGCCCAUGCUGCAUGUAAAAGCUGCUCCUCAUUUCUUAAUGAUAAAAACAAUUAUUCAAAUUAUUUUAAUCGUUAUGAAUAAAACAGUGAAAAGAACUCAAGAUAUUACUCAUGGAAUUUUAUUUAUUUUAGUAAUGAUCAUUUACAUUGUUUUUCUUUUCAAAUUCAAGCCUUACAACUAUUCAAGAUUUAAUUUAUGACAAAAUUUAAGCUUAAUUGGAGUUGUGUGGCUAGCAUUAUUGUCCAUAGUAGUAUUGGGUACAAAAGGUAAUUCUUUGAUAUUAACUGUCUUUUUAUUUUUGGGCUGGCUGGCAAUAAUAUUUUAUGGCCUUUAUAUCCAAAGGAAAAAAUAUCCAAGUUUAUUAUUUAGAAAAAAAGCUCAUGAUACUUCAAGCUUAUUUAGAUUCGCUUUCACAUUUGGAAAGCAGUCACAUAAAGCACUGGCUAAAAUUGCUCCUUCAAGUGGAUCAUCAGAACGAAAGCUGAGAGUAAAAUAUUAA
Blepharisma stoltei is the source of this 4360-nucleotide messenger RNA. The record is from the annotation of a GenBank genome assembly. NCBI's taxonomy places the organism in Eukaryota, Ciliophora, Heterotrichea, Heterotrichida, Blepharismidae.